Arabidopsis arenosa is the source of this 6680-nucleotide messenger RNA. Lineage: Eukaryota; Viridiplantae; Streptophyta; Magnoliopsida; Brassicales; Brassicaceae. The record is from the annotation of a GenBank genome assembly.
GUUUGUCUCUCUCAAUCUCGACUAGUUUCAAAACAGAGACAGUCAUGGGAGGAGAGAAGAGGAAAUCUAGUUUCAAAAACCUAGCUAAUGCAAAGAAGAGGAAAGGACCUCACUUACCUAGCUCAAUUCUCAAGACCAUUGCGAAUGAGGAACGUCCUUUGAACUCUGACGAAGGAGACGAUGAGAUCGAUUCCGAUUACGGUGAUGAUAUGUACGAGUACGAAGAAGGUGAACCUGAAGAGGAAUCCAGGAAAAACAACCGCUACGACCGCGUCGAUAACUACGAAUUCGAGCUUCCCCAGGAUUUCGAGGAUGAAAACGUGGAGUCAGAAGAUGAUGAUGAUGAUGAUGAUAGGCACACACGGAUGUUGCAAGAUGUCACUGGAUUGCCAAUUGCAGCCUUUCAAGGAGAGAGUAAGAGCAAACGUGUAGUCUUAACUGAACCAUAUCCAGAGUCUGAAUUCAAUCCUACCCGUGAUGUUCUGGAGGGUAAAUCCCUCACCACAAUUGAUGACCUUAUGGAGCCUCUUCAAGGAUUACCUGGAUAUAGCCAACUAAGCAAUAUGAUCUUCCGGAUGCGAAAUGAUACGCAGCCUCUUGUUCAUGCUCCUCUGUCAAAGCCAGAACAAGAAAGACUGGAACGGAAUGUAGUGAAAGAACUAGUUGACAAGGUGUUUAAUAAUUGGGUGCCUCUGGUAAAGAGGAAUAGAGAGGCACCAACUGUUUACUUUAACCAAGAUGUCAAUGUUGGAUACUCUACUGUUGGUGCUAUAGCAUCACAAUUUCAGCCCAGGACUGAAUUUGAGAUGAAAAUGGCUUCUCUACUCGAUGAUAAUCACAUUUGGGAGGCUCACAAAGAAGAUGGAGCUAGGCUUCUUGAAUUCAACGAGGCAAGUUUUGUAUCUAUGGAAGAUCACAUCAAGAGACGUAACCAUGUUGCUAAGAUGCGUAGCAUGCUCUUCCGAGUUGACCUGAAAAGUAAACGAAUCAAGAAGAUUAAGUCUAAAACUUAUCAUCGCCUUAAAAACAAAGACCUGAAUAAAUCGGGAGUUGGAGCAUUCAUGGACCCAGCAAUGGCUAAAGAAGAGGCUAAGAAGCAGGAGGUUAGACGAGUAAAGGAACGGAUGACUUUAAAGCACAAAAACACAGGACCGUGGGCCAAACGCAUGUUAAGGCUUGGACUGGAUAGGAAAUACGAUGGAACUCGGGCAGCUAUAUCUGAACAACUUCAGAUUAAUGCUACUUUGUCCAGAAAGAUGAACUCCACAAAAGAUGAAAGUCGUAGUGAUGAGGAAGAGUUGAAUGAUGGUUCAGAUCAGGAUACUUCUAAACUGAUAGCGGAAGCAAAGGAGAAGACACUGAAAACUUUGGAAGAUGAUGAUGCCCCUAUUUCUGGUCUUAUGUCAUUACCUUUCAUGGCUCGUGCUGUGAAAAAGAAAAAUGAGGAAGCUAAAGAAGAAGCUAAACGUGAACAUGAGGAGUAUGAAGAGUUGGAGAACUCUGGUGGAGCAGAAACCUCUAAAAAGUCCACUAAUGUUGGUGGUAGAAGAGUAUUUGGGGCAGUAGCUCCAAAAGAGUCUAAAAAGGAAUCAGACAACUUUUUUGAUAACAGUGAUAGUAGUGACAGUGAUAUGGAUGAUAAUGACUUAGAGGCUGUAAAAGAUAAUGCUUCACCUGCUAGAAACACUAAAACCAUUAUGGAAACCGAGAAGGAGACGAAAGAUGAAGAAAGUGAUGAUUCAGAGAGUGAUGAAGAAAGUGAUGAAGCAGAGCAAAUGGUUGAUGGGAUUUUGACAUGUUGUUCAAAGGAAACCUAUGAAAUUCCUUUUCAAGAAGAGCUUGUAAGCCGUGCUUUUGCUGGUGAUGACGUUGUAGGUGAAUUUGACAAGGAUAAGCAAGAGGUACUAAAUCAGGAAGUUCCUGAACCCGAAAAACCAGUUCAAGUUCCUGGUUGGGGACAUUGGACCAAUACCCAAAACAAGAGAGGUUUACCAUCAAGGAUGGUUAGAGAACACGAAGAUGCCAAGAAAACGAGAGAGCAAGCUCUUAAAAAAAGGAAAGACGCUUCACUCAGACAUGUUAUCCUAUCAGAAAAAGUCGAUAAAAAGGCUGAGAAACUUCAUACAACGAGUCUACCUUACCCUUACACAUCAAAGGAAGUUUUCGAACAUAGUAUGCGUAUGCCUAUUGGACCUGAGUUUAAUCCCACAACUAUUGUUGGAGAUCUAAACCGACCUGAGGUUGUGAAGAAAGCUGGAAUGAUCAUUAAACCUGUCAAGUUUGAGGAAGUAGAUCCGAAUGAGAAAGUAGAGGACGAACACGCUCGUAGCCAUCAGAAACAAAAACCCAAAAAGGGUCGAACAAGAAUGUCCUUGAAGUUCCCUCUCGGUGUACGCUUCAUCACUCAUUCUCUUCCUUGUACUCGUCUCCCUUCCAUGAAUUCUGGCGCACUUAUCUAUUCAUUUCGUUCCGUCCCUGUUCUAUCCAAAGCCUUUCCUUUUAGGUUAAAGUACAUUGGAUUAGGUUCCCGGGUCAAUUUCUCUACCCGACCAGAGAGAUCCCAACCCGAAUUCGGGCGGCGAAGUGGAGCUGGAGGAGAGAUUCGCGCGUCCAAGAGCUUGAUUGAGGAUGAGGCAGAGCUUAGUGAUUGGGUGAGCGAUUUAAGGCCUAGUUCGUUGCGUGGGAAGUUCACAAGUGACGAAGAGAACUCGGAUCCAGAGUUGGUUCGUAGAAACGUAGACAGGGACAACAGUAGGGGUCCAAGGAGGGGAAGUGUAGGCCAAUCUGAUAGGUUCGGUGGUGCGAAAAGGGGAAAGGAAGGUGAGAUGGAUAGGUUUGGGAGUCCGAACCGGAGGAGAACCAGCGGCGAGCCGGCUGAUUCGUUUAGGAACAAGCGGUUAGGGGAUCGAGAAGGUGCAAGGAACGGUCGUGUUCAGGGAAAGAGUAGUGAGUCCUCUUUUCGUGGAAGGAAUGAUAGAAAUGUAGAUUCAGGGUCGUCUUUUCGUGGAAGGAAUGAGAGAAAUGUAGAUUCAGGGUCGUCUUUUCGUGGAAGGAAUGAGAGGAAUGUAGAUUCAGGGUCAUCUUUUCGUGGAAGGAAUGAGAGGAAUGUAGAUUCAGGGUUAAGGAGAGAGCAAGGUUUGGAAAACAACAGGGGCUUGGGGAAACAGACAAGAGGUUUAAAACAGGAAGAGGAAGAUAGUAGUGAAGAGGACGAGGAGAGAGUAUUAUCGGGAACCAUUGAUGAUUUGCUUAGUGAAGAUAGUAGUGAUGAGGAUGAUGAAGAUGAUGAGCCUCUUAUUAAGAAAGUGGCUUCUGCUAAGGCUGUUCAGACUGAUAAGCCAAGUGGUGAACAUGUCAAAACUUCAGAUUCUUACUUGUCUAAGACAAGAUUUGAUCAGUUCCCACUCUCUCCCUUGUCGCUAAAAGCCAUCAAGGAUGCGGGAUUUGAGACAAUGACUGUUGUGCAGGAGGCUACUCUUCCUAUCAUUCUCCAAGGUAAAGAUGUCCUAGCCAAGGCCAAAACAGGCACUGGGAAAACCGUUGCAUUUUUGCUUCCAGCAAUUGAAGCUGUUAUCAAAUCUCCUCCUGCAAGCCGGGAUAAUAGGCAACCCCCAAUUAUUGUGCUUGUGGUAUGUCCUACUCGGGAACUUGCCAGUCAAGCUGCGGCAGAAGCAAACACCUUGCUGAAGUAUCACCCAUCUAUUGGUGUUCAAGUUGUGAUUGGAGGCACAAAGCUUCCUACAGAGCAAAGGCGUAUGCAAACGAAUCCUUGCCAGAUCCUUGUGGCUACACCCGGAAGGCUCAAAGACCAUAUUGAGAACACUUCUGGAUUUGCAACAAGAUUGAUGGGUGUGAAAGUCCUUGUGCUUGAUGAAGCUGAUCAUCUCUUGGACAUGGGUUUCCGAAGGGACAUUGAGAGGAUAAUUGCUGCUGUUCCUAAGCAGAGACAAACAUUUUUAUUUUCUGCCACUGUACCUGAAGAGGUCCGCCAAAUAUGCCAUGUUGCUCUGAAACGGGAUCAUGAGUUCAUCAAUUGUGUUCAAGAAGGCACUGGGGAGACACAUCAAAAGGUCACACAAAUGUACAUGAUUGCAUCACUGGAUAGACAUUUCUCGCUUCUAUAUGUGCUUCUUAAAGAACACAUCGCAGAUAAUGUGGACUAUAAGGUUAUUAUUUUCUGUACAACUGCUAUGGUGACAAGAUUGGUGGCGGAUUUGCUUAGUCAGCUAAGCCUGAACGUCAGAGAGAUCCAUUCUAGAAAACCGCAGAGUUACAGAACCAGAGUUUCUGAUGAGUUCCGCAAGUCCAAGGCUAUUAUCCUUGUGACAUCCGAUGUAUCUGCUCGUGGUGUCGAUUACCCUGAUGUAUCAUUAGUCGUACAGAUGGGAUUGCCAUCAGACAGAGAACAGUAUAUACAUAGACUUGGCAGAACUGGGCGGAAAGGUAAGGAAGGGGAAGGAGUAUUAUUGUUGGCACCAUGGGAAGAGUACUUUAUGUCAUCUGUUAAAGACUUGCCCAUCACCAAGUCUACUCUACCGCCAAUAGACCCAGAGGCUGUGAAAAGGGUGCAGAAAGGGCUUAGCCAAGUGGAAAUGAAGAACAAAGAGGCUGCGUAUCAGGCGUGGCUGGGUUACUACAAAUCUCAGAAGAUGAUUGCAAGAGACACGACCAGACUGGUUGAGUUGGCCAAUGAGUUUAGCCGCAGCAUGGGACUUGACAGCCCACCAGCUAUCCCCAAAAAUGUUCUUGGCAAGAUGGGUCUCAAAAACGUUCCUGGUCUUAGAACCAAAGCCUUACAGGUUAAGGCAUACGCUUCACCAUUCUCUUCCAUCUUUUCUCCUCUUGUUUCCAUGAAUUCCGAUGGACCCAAAUCCGGUAAGAAGAGACGAGAGAUUCGCGCUAAACAUUUGAAGAAGUUAACGAGUGACGAAGAUGACUCGGUAAAAUUAGUAGUCAAGGACAACAAUAAGGGUCUAAAGAGGGGAAGAGAAGGCAAAUCUGAUGUUGUUGAGCCUCUUAUUAAGAAAGCAGCUUCUACUAAGCCUCUAGAGGCUCAAAUUGCUAAAACUUCAGAUUCUUAUUUGUCAAAGACAAGAUUUGAUCAGUUCCCACUGUCUCCCUUAUCGCUAAAAGCAAUUGUGGAUGCUGGAUUUAAGACAAUGACUGUUGUUCAGGAGGCUACUCUUCCUCUCAUUCUCCAAGGGAAAGAUAUCCUUGCCAAGGCCAAAACAGGCACUGGGAAAACCGUUGCUUUCUUGCUUCCAUCAAUUGAAGCUGUUAUCAAAUCUCCUCCUGCAAGCCGUGAUAAUAAGCAUCCCCCAAUUAUUGUCCUUGUGGUAUGUCCUACUCGGGAACUUGCUUGUCAAGCUGCUGCAGAGGCAAACAUCUUGCUCAAGUAUCACCCAUCUAUCGGUGUUCAAGUUGUGAUUGGAGGCACAAAGCUUCCUACAGAGCAAAGGCGCUUGCAAAAGAGUCCAUGCCAGAUUCUCGUGGCUACACCUGGAAGGCUCAAAGACCAUAUCGACAACACUUCUGGAUUUGCAACAAGGUUGAUGGGUGUGAAAGUCCUUGUGCUUGAUGAAGCUGAUCAUCUCUUGGACAUGGGUUUCCGAAGGGAUAUCGAGAGGAUAAUAGCUGCUGUCCCUAAGCAGAGACAAACGUUUUUAUUUUCCGCCACUGUACCUGAAGAGGUCCGCCAAAUAUGCCAUGUUGCUCUGAAACGGGAUCAUGAAUUCGUCAAUUGUGUUCAAGAGGGUGCUGGGGAGACGCAUCAAAAGGUCUCACAAAUGUACAUGAUUGCAUCAUUAGAUAGACAUUUCUCGCUUCUAUAUGGUCUUCUGAAAAAACACAUCGCAGAUAAUGUGGGCUAUAAGGUUAUUAUUUUCUGUACAACUGCUAUGGUUACAAGAUUGGUGGCUGAUCUGCUUGGUAAGCUAAGCCUUAAUGUCAGAGAGAUCCAUUCUAGAAAACCACAGAGUUACAGAACCAGAGUUUCUGAUGAGUUCCGCAAGUCUAAGAGUAUUAUCCUUGUAACAUCCGAUGUAUCUGCUCGUGGUGUUGAUUACCCUGAUGUGUCACUAGUCGUGCAGAUGGGAUUGCCAUCAGACAGGGAACAAUAUAUCCAUAGACUUGGCAGAACUGGUCGGAAAGGUAAGGAAGGAGAAGGUGUACUAUUGUUGGCACCGUGGGAAGAGUAUUUUCUAUCUUCUGUUAAAGACUUGCCCAUCACAAAGUCGUCUUUACCGCCAAUUGACCAAGAGGCUGUGAAAAAGGUGCAGAAAGGGCUUAUCCAAGUGGAAAUGACAAACAAAGAGGCGGCAUAUCAGGCCUGGUUGGGUUACUACAAAUCUCAGAAGAAGAUUGCAAGAGACACGACCAGACUGGUGGAGUUAGCCAAUGAGUUUAGCCGCAGCAUGGGACUUAGUAUCCCUCCAGCUAUCCCUAUAAAUGUUCUUGGCAAGAUGGGUCUCAAAAACGUUCCUGGUCUUAGAGUCGCUCCAGGUUUUGACAAGAAACAUACAAAGAGAAAUAGUCGUUCCCGCUAGAAUUUUUUCUUUUUUUGCUUAAUGGUAUUCUUUUGAAACUUUAUUGCUUUUUAAGGUAUGACAUUUUGUUAUUGUUGUAACUUGUAACACUUUGAUUUUUUAAUUAUAAAAAAUCUAUAAAAGUUACAUUCUUAA